AUGCGUUCUUUAGUGUUAAACCUACUAGUCUGUAUUUUAUUUGUUAAAGUUACUAUCAGUGAAAAUAUUACUAUCGAAAAUGUGACAGUGCAGUGGUAUCUUAAUGACAAACAAAUGGAGUCGGUAGCUACAUCUGAGAAUCUUAAGAAAAUCAUUCCUGAUGUUACCCAAGUGUCGGUGCACAUCUUUGGACACGUUCCUAUCUUGUACAAAAAAUCGAUUUUCGGUAUACCAAAUUUGAACAGACUUAACUUGUCCGAUGUGGGUUUGGAGGAAAUUGAAUUGCAAGCUUUUGGUAACUUACCACCUUUGGAAAGUCUCCUUCUAUCUUGGAACAACUUGACACAAAUCAAAACUGAUACUUUUUCCGAUCUAAAUGUAUCGAAUGUAGAUUUGUCUUUCAACUCAAUCACCCUUCUAGAACCAGGAGCCUUCAAGAAUUUCAACGCUUCAAUCGUGUCACUUGAUAGCAACAGACUCACUGAAUUUUUAAGUGGUGUUUUUGAGAACGUUACUCUUGGAAGCUUGAGUUUGAGUGAUAAUCUUCUCCACACCAUCCCACCAACGGCUCUGUCUUCAAUUGGACUGACAAAAUUGUAUUUGUUUGGGAACAACUCAUCUAUUUGUAUCUAG
Molecule: messenger RNA, 633 nt
Organism: Zophobas morio
Lineage: Eukaryota; Metazoa; Arthropoda; Insecta; Coleoptera; Tenebrionidae
Product: leucine-rich repeat-containing protein 15-like
Exons: 1
Coding region: 1-633 (210 amino acids)
Source: RefSeq, a predicted model, not a curated record